AUCAUUCUCGAGUCAGUCCUCACAAAGUUCAUUACAAUGUCGUCGGUAUCCAUGAUCGUUCUGUGCGCUUCUGCACUUUUCGUCCAGACCAUCUCUGCUGAGUGCCUACGUGCCCCUGCUUGGGAUACGUGGAAGCCAGCGCCGGCUCCCAUCGCCUGGGCCCCCAGCUGCAGCGCGGUUAACUACGGCAACAUCAUCGCUUCUAACUCGGCAUCUACUAGCGGCGGCGGCUUCGGUGUGAUCUCCUCCUCCCUCUACGCACCUAGCGGUCUUACCGUGCUCUCCGAAAACGACAUUUCAGGCAUGCUUGAUGCGUCUGGUAAUCUCCCAGUGCUCGCCGCCGUCACUCUGGAAGGCUCGCUACCGACCAGCGGUUCAGCUGGAGCUACCUACAGCUGCGGAAACGAACUGGUGGGCAUCGAUAGCGACAGCAUUGCCGCUGCUGGCAUCGACACUGCGAGCUACAAUGCCGGCUAUGGCUCUGCUUUCGGCCCAAAAGCCUUUGGCCCCCGUGCCUACCCUGCUCCCUCGUUCAAGGCUGCGCCCUGUGGAUGCUACUGAAAAUAAUAGUCUUAAGACCUAAGUGAUUACAAACCAGAAUGAAAUAAACUUUUGACCAUGGUA
This is a messenger RNA of Hyposmocoma kahamanoa, 624 nucleotides long. RefSeq names its product chorion class B protein PC10-like. The coding region runs from base 37 to 561 and encodes 174 amino acids. Lineage: Eukaryota; Metazoa; Arthropoda; Insecta; Lepidoptera; Cosmopterigidae. Gene Ontology annotation, biological process: chorion-containing eggshell formation; multicellular organism development. Gene Ontology annotation, cellular component: egg chorion. Gene Ontology annotation, molecular function: structural constituent of egg chorion. The record is from RefSeq and is a predicted model, not a curated record. The transcript is spliced from 2 exons.